AUUUCAGAUUUUAUUACAAUAUGGCUCCGACCCGGAGUAUUAUUGGAUUUUUGAAUCCAAAAGCUUUUAGUGCGGUUUUCAAUAGUAAUAUAUCAAAAACGUCUUGCCGGUUCGUUCACAGAUGUAAUUGCAAUCAUUUGCUAGGAAGCCCUGCAAUUUCGGUUGCGGCUUUGAGUCCUAAAAAUUUCAAAAAUAACUUCGAUGGUCUAAGACAUCGAAGCUUUCACACUACGAACAGCUUAUACUCUAGAAUUGAUUACUAUAAAGUCCUCGGAGUCUCGAAGAAUGCGUCUACCAAAGAUAUCAAGAAAGCCUACUACCAGCUAGCAAAGAAGUAUCACCCUGAUGCAAAUAAAUCAGAUCCAGAAGCUUCGAAGAAGUUCCAGGAGGUCUCUGAAGCGUACGAGAUCCUUUCUGAUGAAAACAAGCGUAAACAAUAUGAUACAUUUGGGACAACAUCUGAUGACAUGGGCAUGGGAGGCCCAGGAGGCACAGACGGCUUCACACACCAAUGGCAGUAUAAGUCCACCAUAGACCCUGAGGAGCUGUUCCGCAAGAUAUUUGGUGACGCUGGUUUCAAAAGUGAGGCAUUCAGUGAUUUUGCUGAAAGCCAGUUUGGUUUUGGUGCUUCUCAGGAAGUUAUAGUUAAUUUGCGAUUCACGGAGGCGGCUCGUGGCGUAAACAAAGACAUUAAUAUAAAUAUUGUUGACACUUGUCCUAAAUGCUUGGGGACUAGAUGUGAGGCUGGUACAAAGUCUAUCAAGUGCACCUAUUGUAAUGGCACAGGAAUGGAGACAUUCUCAAGAGGCCCAUUUGUAAUGCGCUCUACAUGUAGACAUUGCCAUGGAACAAGAAUGCUAAUUAAGUUUCCUUGUGUUGAGUGUGAAGGAAAGGGACAGUCUGUACAACGCAAAAAAAUUACAGUACCGGUCCCAGCUGGCGUAGAAGACGGACAGACAGUUCGUAUGUCGGUUGGGAGUUCAGAGAUUUUUAUCACGUUCAAAGUGGAGAGCUCUAGUUACUUCAAACGGGAUGGACCAGAUGUUCAUACUGAUUGCAGUAUCUCGAUAUGCCAAGCACUACUGGGUGGUACCGUGAGGAUACAGGGGCUGUAUGAAGACCAUACAAUACAGAUUGUUCCAGGCACAUCGUCUCACAGUACGAUUAGACUUUCGCGGAAGGGGAUGAAACGUGUCAGUCAGCACGGCUACGGCGAUCAUUACGUCCAUGUUAAGAUACAGGUACCAAAGUCACUAAGCGAGAAGCAGAAGGCCCUUAUUUACGCGUAUGCAGAAUUGGAAGAGGACACGCCCGGACAAAUACACGGAGUUUCUUACGAUAGAGAUGCAACUACACAAAAAAGCGGUAGUCCAAAAGACACCCAAACAAUUCACGAGGCAAAUCGCGAAUCCGACGCACGGGAUAAACCAGUGUGGACUUUCUUAGAUAGCAUGUUUGACGCUUUCGAGAGGAACAGAGCUACGUUUCUCAUAGGAUUUUUCUCCUCUAUUAUUGCCUUUUUAAUUUUUGCUUCGAACGAUAUUAAUGAUAGAGCCGGAAUGCAAAGGUAUCUUGAUGAGAGUGAUAGGACUCAUAAAGAUGAGCGAUAUAGGGAUGUGCCUAUGGGGUAUAGCGACACGAUUCGCAAACAGAGAGAACAGAAUCCUGAGUUAUACGAGGCUUGAAUAGUGUCAGGGAACUGUUAUAACACUACACCCAGCAUUAAGCUACGCGACGAGUGUCGAGUGAGUUCAAAUCGUGUUAAUUUUUACGACUACUAGAUACCAUACAAACAACACUAGUCGCUACGUAGCGUAUUUCAGAUAAUAGAGAAGUAAGAUUUUAUCUUCUAUUCCUAUUAAAAAGGUGUAAUCAAUUAUAUCCCAAUUCACAUAGUUAUUGUUUUAAUCUUAUGUGGCAAGAAUUAUUAAUAAUCGACCGCGCGAUUAUAAGUCAAAAAAAAACUAAUUUUCAUAAAUUCCCUGCGAUGCGUAACUUAAAGUGAGAGUCUAUAGAAGUUACAAGUGCAAAUGAUUGAAUUGAACAAUGAAAUUAUAAUGAAACAAAAAUAAUUACUUACAAACCAAAUGGUUAUCCCAUUAAAUUCUCACCAAAUGUUGAGUCCAUUAUUGCUUUAAUAUCCCCUCGUUUGAUUGGCUGAUACUGCCCCUGUGAUUUUGUGAUCUAGCACAAUCCUGCAGAAUUCACGAGACUAUUUGCGAGACCUAAAACUAAAUUAAGUUUUAAGUUCGAACUAGAAGGUAGCCAUUGCGCCAUCCUAAACGAGAGAUUCAUGUAAAAUAUCAAAAAUGCCUCUUAAGACGACGUGAUAAAAAUGCAAACAAACUUUCCCGUGAACUGCUUACGAUAGAUCUGUGAUGUGCUUAUAUCAGAGAAUCUUAUUGAUUUCAUAGGUUAAAUUUCUCAAACCCAAAGAUAAACUACAUUUUCGCAUACUUAAAAAGAAAUUAGAAGGAAUAAAUACUAAGUCAGCUUAAAAAUUUGCAUUAUUUUAAAACAUCGGUCACUUUUAGUUGUUGAUAGACUGGACAUUUAACAAAACAAGAAUUUAUCUAUAAUGAUUAAUGCUCAGAGUUGUAUAGAUUAACGAUCGGUUAAAAAACCACGCAAUCACAUCAAAUAGCCAGAUUGAUUCACCGUUAUCCGUAACGUUGUCCUUUUCUUUCACAUGCAACGCUUGUUUACAUUCUUUAUGACGUCUUAUUAUAAUAAGGUAUGGAUAUUUCAUUAUUAUGAGAUCAUAAGUAGGUUCGAUUUGAUGCUAGACCUAUCGUAAACUUAUCAAAAUGUAUUUAUCUACUCCCAUUUAUCUUAUUUCCAACAAUAAAACACCCAACAAACAUAAUAUCAUCCAAGCGUAUGAUAUAAUGUUGAACUAAAUUUCAUAAUAACACUGCUUUGUUACUUUUUCGAUCUUUCGGUGUAAAGAAGGGGUGUGGGUGGUCUACAUGAAUUUCAAGAAAAUAACAUAUUAAUAAAUAAAUAUUGUCAUUCACGCACGUAUCACAACCGGAUCGCUGCAAGGUUACUAGGACUGGCUGUUUUAAUGUUAAAGUAACUGUUUCCGAAUCUUUUUAGAGGAUUUAUAUUAUGGAUAAAGUCUUUUAUCAUGUAUGCAACUGUUGAUUAUAAUUAGGUAUUAAAACACUCAUGUGAUACUAUUAACACACUGGGUGAUAAACCUACCUUCUUGUUUUAAUUAUUAUAAAACAGUUGCAUAAAUAACUAUUAAAUAUUCGAAUGCACAAAUGGCAAUAUUUGAUUAUAUGGGACGGUAUCUUAUCUUUAAUCCGUACAAAAGUGCUAUUGUACAUAAGUAGUUUAAGUAAGGCAUAUAAUGCAUUUCAACAUUUUGAUUUAAGCAUGAACAUAAACCUCCUCUGAUAAGGGGUUCCGUUGAGUAUAUGGACAUUUUUGUUGCAAUUUAACGACUGUUUUUAGUUAACGAAUUUAGAAGGCUUGUUAGUUAAUCCGUUAGGAUAUAGUAUGAUGGUUCUUGAUCGAUGUAUUUAUUUGAUUGUAAAGAUGUAAAUAACUAUCGGUAAUAUAUGAAAAUUUUGAACAUUCAA
This is a messenger RNA of Pararge aegeria (speckled wood butterfly), 3590 nucleotides long. RefSeq names its product protein tumorous imaginal discs, mitochondrial-like (gene DnaJ-14). The record is from RefSeq and is a predicted model, not a curated record. Gene Ontology annotation, cellular component: mitochondrion. Gene Ontology annotation, biological process: protein folding; response to heat; mitochondrion organization. The coding region runs from base 21 to 1685 and encodes 554 amino acids. The transcript has 10 exons. Gene Ontology annotation, molecular function: heat shock protein binding; ATP binding. Lineage: Eukaryota; Metazoa; Arthropoda; Insecta; Lepidoptera; Nymphalidae.